UGCGGUUUGCCUGUGCUGUGCUGGGCGUGGCUUGUCCUUGAUGUUUUUGUUGCAUUGGUUGCAGUAGCAAAACAAAGCCAAUGUUACAAGCAGCUCUGUUUUAACCUGCGACUUCAUUAGAAAAUUCACUGAGGGUGUUUGCAUCACCUAAACUGUCAGGUUUGUGAAGCCCUUCGUACGGCAGGAAGGAGGAAGUGGUGUGCGUUUACUGUUGGCGAGGAAAAGAAAGUAAACUGCUCCACAGUGCUCUUCUGGAUCAGCGGGGGUGGAGGAGCGGGAGCUGGACGGGAUGUUUGCCCGGAAAAACAAGCGAGCAGCGGCGCCGAAAGGCCAAGGAGCAGCUGCAGCCAAACAGAUGGGAUUGUUGCUUGAUUUCAAGCCAGAUGAUAUGAUGGACAUGGAGCAAGAUCUGGAUGAUCCAGCUUUAGAAGCAGAAUUUGCUGCCAUUGUUGGGAAGAAACCCAAUGUGGCUCCCAGGGGGAAAAAGGCUGGUAAAGCUCCAUUACCGAUGGAGGAUAUUGCAAAAAUGGCGGAGGCUUGCAUGAAAGACAUUGAUGAUGAUGAAGAUGACAGUCUGGAGGAUGAUGAAGACCUCUUGGCUGAGCUGCAGGAAGUGGUUGAUGAGGAGGAAACGGAAGACUCAGGUACCGCAACCCCCGCCUCCCCCGUUAGUGCGGAAACCCCUUCAGCAGAACUGACGCCAGCCAGCCAGGACACUAAGGUUUCUUCAGUUCCUGGUAGCAUUGAGCACACGUUAGAGGAGAGAAUAAACCUGUAUAGGAUGGCUGUUACCAAUGCCAAAGCUGCAGGGGAAACCUCUAAAGCUCGGAGAUAUGAGAGAGGCCUCAAGACACUACAGACUAUGCUGGCAUCAGUACGGAAAGGAGGGAAGAUUGACGAAACAGAGAUUCCCCCUCCUGUUGCAGGUGGAGCAUCUGGUGGUCCCAGUCAGCCCCCUACCCCUGCAUCUUCACCUGAUCAGCUCGGGGAGUGUGACAGCGCUGUUGAGAUCUCCCCUGUCUCUGCAGAGGCUGCCCCUGUUGUUAUGGAUCCAGCUUCAAACACUAAAGACGAGUCCUCCAGUGUAACGUCUCCAGCUUCCCUGUCAUCUCCAGAAGGGGAAUAUGCAGCAAGUGGCACGGCAUUGCACUUAGCAGACUCGCCAGCGGGACAGCCCAAUAAAGACGUUCUGUUAGAGCGACAGAAGGAAUACAGGAUGGCAGCUCUCAAGGCCAAACAAGCGGGAGAUAUUGACCAAGCCAAAAUGCAUAUAAAGGCCAGCAAGGGAUUCGAUGCAGCCAUUGAGGCUUUGGAGAAAGGCCAGCCGGUGGACAUGAGCUCCCUUCCGCCCCCUCUGUCUCAAGCCUCUACAGGUACUCACCCUGCACUUCAAAAAGCUGUUACCUCACCUUCAGCUCCUGCAGACAGUGUUUCUGGCCCGGCUCAGCCCCAGACUGUUCUUGAAGCUCUGGAACAGAGGAUGGCCAAGUACAAAGAGGCCUUCACACAAGCUAAGGCCAGCGGAGAUGAGCGCAAAGCCCGCAUGCAUGACCGCAUUGCGAAACAAUACCAAGCUGCCAUCCGUGCCCAUAAAGCAGGCCGACCUGUCAAUUUUGACGAACUUCCAGCCCCUCCAGGCUUUCCUCCAAUCCCAGGCCAGAAGGCUGCUUCUCCAGAACAGGGAUUGGCUGCAGUGCUGGAAACAGCCAAUAAACUAACAUCUAAUGAAGCUGAUGCUGGUGAAGAGGACGAUGAAGAGGAGAAGGUUAAAGCUGCGAAAGUAGAUGACCAAAAGAAACCCACUCUUGCUGUACAGCCAACGGUACAGAAGCCCAAGAGGACCCCUUCACCUUCCCCAGACAGAACGUCUAAAAGAGGAAGUCUGCCUGACACUGCUCAGCAGCAGCUGGAGUUUCUGGAAGGCCGCAAAAAACAGUACAUGAAAGCAGCGCUGCAGGCAAAGCAAAAGAAUGACCUAGAGCAGGCUAAGACCUUUCUGCGCGCAGCAAAGGGUUUGGACCCCAUGAUAGAAGCCACCCGCAGCGGCAAGAUGGUGGACAUAAGCAAGGUGCCUUCACCACCAGGAGAUGAGGACGAGGACUUCAUCCUAGUCCAUCACAGUGAUGUUCAGAUCUCAGAGAAGGCUGAGGAGGUCUACAUUCAACUCACCAAACUACUCAAAGAGCAAUUUGAGAAAUGUGUGACGUACUCCAAGCAGUUCACACACAUGGGGAAUGUCACAGAAACAACCAAAUUCGAGAACAUGGCAGAACAAUGUAAGAAGAGUCUGGAGAUUCUUAAACUGGCGCAGAACAGGGGGCUCCAGCCUCCUAAACAUCACUUUGAGGAGAGAACAUAUCGCACUGUCAGGAUUUUCCCAGAGCUCAGUAGCACAGAUAUGGUUGUGGUCAUUGUUAGAGGGAUGAACCUUCCUGCUCCCCCUGGUGUUGCAACAAAUGACUUGGAUGCCUAUGUCAAGUUUGAUUUCCCAUACCCCAGUACAGAUCAACCUCAGAAACAUAAAACAUCAGUCAUCAAAAAUACCAACAACCCAGAAUAUAACCAGAACUUCAAACUGAACAUCAACCGGAACCACCGUGGCUUCAGGAGAGUUAUACAAUCUAAAGGCCUGAAGCUGGAAGUGCUGCACAAAGGUGGCUUCCUGAGAAGCGACAAGCCGGUAGGAACAGCCCAGCUCAAACUGGAGAAACUGGAAACUGAAAGCGAAGUGAGAGAGAUAGUGGAGCUCAUGGAUGGGCGGAAGGCCACAGGUGGUCGUCUGGAGGUGAGGGUGCGUCUCAGAGAGCCGUUGGGUGGGCAGGACCACCAGACUGUCACAGAACGAUGGCUAGUGUUAGAGGAGCCACAGGUACUGCUGUAACUGACACUGUGAUUUCAUCUUCACAAUGUCUUGAGGUCUCAGCGGUUUUAUCAGAGUGGAUGAAGGUAUGGACAAUGAAAUCUCAACGGUGCUGCUAGCCUCGGAUACGAACCACGUGAAGGAGAUCGUGAGGAACUUGCUCAGCAGAGAGACAGUCACUGACAGAGGGAGUUAGCUUUGUCUUUAUCAGGGUAAAAGCGGUUGGACCAGGAUGUAAGAGUUGGGGUGGUUAUUAAAAAUACAGGAGAUAUUAAUAAGAGGAGCGGGAAAAUGUGCACAGACUUGCGUGAGAUUGAUAUGCCUUUUAAACGGGCCUUUUGAGAUAGAUUGCCUCUUGAUUUUAUAAUAACGCUCACCCCAACUGUUACAUUAAUGCAUUGGCCCUUUUCUUUUUUUUUUAAACUGCUCUGGGAUGCACUUAUGCACUAAUGCCAAAGUAAUCACUGCUACUGCAGUAAGAUGAAUGACUUAAUCUGUUCUCUCUCAAACUAGGAACCUGUUCCUGCCAUAUCUCAAAUACUAAUGUAUGACUGCUAUGCAAAUGAGUUAUACACGAUUAGCUAUGCAAAAACGGUUUGCGUUUGAAUCCCAAACAUUUUGUCAGACAUUUCAAAACUUGUUUACAUCCUAUGUGAAUUUACUGCUUGAUUUAUUACAGAUAGGCCAUGUCAAAGUACUGCUGUUAAAUAUUAUAUUCCUUAUAAAUACUAUUAAAGCCAUAAACCAGCUUUUACUAAUUGAACCAGAUGUGAAUUAUUCAUUUAACAUUCUGGAUAGUGGAUUUUUUUUUUUUUUUUCUUUUUCUUGUGUUUGCUUCAGGAGGUAAAUGAGCAAGUGUGCCAUGUUUGGGAACGAUUGAAAAUUUCGAAUUUUUCCAGUAAAUUUAGGCUUCAGUAAGCUUUCCCAGCAUUUUGUUGAUGAUCAGGACUAGAACUGGUUCUGCAAUAGUCAUAUUCCGAUUUUCUGAACAGAAGUGCCAGUUUAGUUGACCUUACAAGUUAGCAAAAGUAGAUUUUAGAGCUGUUCUGCUUUUUGUACAUAUAUAUUAAACUUAAUAUAUGAGAGAAGUCUUUUAUCCCUUUUCUUGCACUUGACGGUUGUUCUGUACUAGGGUCGCUCCUAGUAGGCACUUUAGCCACAUAUAGCCAUUGUUUACAUUGCGGUCUAGUGCGCAGUUAAGUUCAGACACAUAAGAUGACACCUUUUGAUUAUAUUUGCCAUAGCAGUGACCUCAGAAAUAGCUUAAAGGAUUAGCUCACCCAAAAAUGAAAAUUUGCUGAACAUUUACUCAUCCUCAGGCCAUCAAAGAUGCAGAUGAGUUUGCUUCUUUAUCAGAACAGAUUCAGCAUUACAUCACUUACUACCAACGGAUCCUCUGCAGUGAAUGGGUGCCGUCAGAAUGAGAGUUCAAAUAGCUGAUAAAAACAUCAUGGUAAUCCACACAACUCCAGUCCAUCAGUUAAAGUCUUAUAAAAUCAAAAAGCUGCAUGUUUGUGAUAUUCAUUUUAACUUUUGACUCCAUAACCCGUAAUAAUGCUUCUUCCAGUGAAAAUGUCCAUCAUCUAUUGUCCUGUCACAUCAAAAUCCAGUUUGUUUUGGACUAUUUUCACUUGUAAAUGGUGGUGCUUGUUCUAUGCAUAUUCCUCUCCUGAUUCAGACAAGGCAACUUUUUCACUGGGUGAAGCAGUAUAUUAUGGAUAGAGACUCGGAUUUUAGCUGGAAGCAAUGGUUUGAAGUUAAAAAUGUCUUAUGAAUUAUGGAGUCAUGUGAAUUAUUUAUGGAUUAUUGUGAUGUUUGGAUUUUCAUUCUGACGGCACCCAUUCACUGAGAAUCCAUUGGUAAGCAAGUGGUGUAAUACUGAAUUUCUCCAAAUCUGUUCCAAUGUUCUUGGAUGGUAUAAGGUGAGUACAUUUUCAGCAAUUUUAAAUUUUUGGGUGCGCUAUUCCUUUUACUUUUGUGAGUCUAAAAAUACCUCAGUUUUGCCCCAUUUAUGUUUUGUGGUCUGUUGGAUUAUAACUUAUGAAGAACUGACUGACAUUUGGCUUUUAAGCACGGACAAUGUACAAUCUAGAUACAUCAGCCUAGUUCUUACUCUGUCCAUUCAUUUCAGUUACAGUUGUUCCCAUCUCAUGUGAAUUGUAUGAUUUGGCACAUUUUCCAGUCUCGGAUCGAGCUUUGUCCUGGUUUAAAUUGUACUGUGAGUGUUGGUUCUUCAUUAAAUGGUUUUUAAAUCCACCACAAAGCUUAUCCUGAAAAACGUGGGUCUCAAUUGUUUGUUUUUCUUUCUACUCUCUUUCCCUCAAGAGUCAGCCAUGUAAUUUAUUUUCAUUUUACACCAAGUUUAUUUAAACUGUUUUGUUAUUAAACGAGAAAAACAAAGAUCUGCAGUUCCUGACUUUUCUUGAUUAACUGGGCGAUUAUUUUACUUUUAACGGCGACUAUUAAUAUAAAAAAAAAGUUUCAUGUACAAAAAUGACAUUUUGUAUAUUCAACAGGUUUGAUAAAGACUGCUUUUAUUGACAUUUGUUGUGUACAAUAAAGAAAGGUUGUAUUUUU
Messenger RNA from Onychostoma macrolepis, 5437 nucleotides. RefSeq names its product coiled-coil and C2 domain containing 1B (gene cc2d1b). The record is from RefSeq and is a predicted model, not a curated record. Gene Ontology annotation, cellular component: nucleus. Gene Ontology annotation, molecular function: RNA polymerase II cis-regulatory region sequence-specific DNA binding; DNA-binding transcription repressor activity, RNA polymerase II-specific. The transcript is spliced from 27 exons. Bases 290 to 2881 code for a protein of 863 amino acids. Gene Ontology annotation, biological process: regulation of transcription by RNA polymerase II. NCBI's taxonomy places the organism in Eukaryota, Metazoa, Chordata, Actinopteri, Cypriniformes, Cyprinidae.